CUGAGAACACUGGUAUGGAGGGGGAGAACGCACCUCUUUACUGUAUUUGUCGGAAACCAGACAUCAACUGCUUCAUGAUUGGCUGUGACAACUGUAAUGAGUGGUUCCAUGGCCACUGCAUUAACAUCACUGAGAAAAUAGCGAAGGCAAUCCAGGAAUGGUACUGCAUGAGAUGCAGAGAAGAAAACCCCUUGUUGGAAGUAAAAUACAGAUCAAAGAAAAAUCGUGACAAGGAACCCGACUCUGACAGAGGUGAAAGACAGUACAGCACUCCAAGUACUCCAGACUAUAGAAGUGAAAGGCGGCGUGGAUCCAAAGUAAAGCGUUCAGUGAGGAUGUGCGGGGAAUGCGAGCCUUGCAGGAGGACUGAAGACUGUGCUCAGUGUGAUUUCUGCAAGGACAUGAAGAAGUUUGGAGGCCCCAACAAAAUCAGACAGAAGUGCAGGUUCAGGCAAUGUGAAGUGCGAGCCAGGAAAAUGCUGCGUGUGAAGGAUGAGGAAUUCUCUCUGAGAGAAAGGAGGGACAAUUCCCACCACAGACGGAGGCGGUACUCUGAGGACUACGACAGCGAGGCAGAACUCUACCAGCAGUACAAGACGGCAGGACUGGACGACAGCAUGGCGUGGGCCAGUGAGGACGAAGACGAGGUGCCCUUCAGUCCUGUCAUGCGUAAGAAAGCUAUAAAGGUGAAGCAUGUCAAGAGACGAGAAAAGAAGUUUGAGAAGAAAAAGGAGUCACGUCGCCACAAGCAGAAGCAGAAGCACAAAGACCGAAGCAGGCACAGUGAGAGGGGCGAUUUGCGAGAUAGCGGAGGUCAGCGUCAGUGCCUGGGACCGAACUGUGUGGCGGGAGCAAGACCCAACUCCAAAUACUGCUCUGAGGACUGCGGCAUGAAGUUGGCCGCCAACCGGAUCUAUGAGAUCCUCCCUCAGCGUAUCCAGCAGUGGCAGCAGAGCCCCUGCAUUGCCGAGGAACACGGUAAGAAGCAGCUGGAGCGGAUACGCCGGGAACAGCAGAACGCCCGGCUCCGCCUCACCGAGAUGGAGCGACGCUUCCACGAACUGGAGGGCAUCAUCGCCAAAGCGAAGCAGCAGGCGGUUCAGCAGGACGAGGAGGUAAAUGAAGGCGACAGCGAGGACACAGAUCUGCAGAUCUUCUGCGUGUCUUGCAGUCACCCGAUCAAUCCAAAAGUGGCACUCAGACAUAUGGAGAGAUGCUAUGCAAAGUAUGAGAGCCAGACUUCCUUCGGGUCAAUGUACCCUACAAGGAUAGAAGGCGCAACCAGGCUCUUCUGUGACGUGUACAAUCCACAAAGCAAGACAUAUUGCAAGAGGCUUCAGGUUUUGUGUCCAGAGCAUUCUAGAGAUCCAAAGGUGCCUGUGGAUGAGGUGUGUGGGUGCCCUCUAGUGAAGAAUGUGUUUGAGCCGACAGGAGAAUAUUGCAGAGUCUCCAAAAGAAAGUGCAACAAACAUUACAACUGGGAAAAGCUCAGGAGAGCCGAGGUGGACUUGGAGCGCGUCAGGGUGUGGUACAAGCUGGACGAGCUCUUUGAACAGGAACGUAAUGUCAGGACUGCUAUGACCAACAGAGCUGGUCUCCUCGCUCUGAUGUUGCACCAAACUAUUCAGCACGACCCGUUGACGACCGAUCUCCGUAGCAACAAGGAUAGGUAGUCAGCUCUGCUACUGUUGGAUCUGUGGAUCACUGUAUGUUUGGGAUGCACCGAUUGUGAAAUUUAUGACUUCUUGUGUUUGUUUUUUUUUACAUUUGAUUCCAUAAUGUGUUUCAGGGAAAC
This is a messenger RNA of Pundamilia nyererei, 1795 nucleotides long. RefSeq names its product CXXC finger protein 1b (gene cxxc1b). Gene Ontology annotation, cellular component: Set1C/COMPASS complex. Bases 15 to 1673 code for a protein of 552 amino acids. Lineage: Eukaryota; Metazoa; Chordata; Actinopteri; Cichliformes; Cichlidae. The record is from RefSeq and is a predicted model, not a curated record. Gene Ontology annotation, molecular function: DNA binding; zinc ion binding. Gene Ontology annotation, biological process: positive regulation of DNA-templated transcription. The transcript has 13 exons.